Messenger RNA from Macadamia integrifolia, 1177 nucleotides. Its product is annotated as protein LHCP TRANSLOCATION DEFECT. Gene Ontology annotation, cellular component: chloroplast envelope; chloroplast stroma. Gene Ontology annotation, biological process: granum assembly; intracellular protein transport. The transcript is spliced from 2 exons. Lineage: Eukaryota; Viridiplantae; Streptophyta; Magnoliopsida; Proteales; Proteaceae. The record is from RefSeq and is a predicted model, not a curated record. The coding region runs from base 336 to 893 and encodes 185 amino acids.
GAGAUUUUUUUUUCCCCAAAAGAGCAAUGUUAAUCCCAGUAAAGUUCUUAUCUUCUAAUCCUAACUUUAGGCAUUUAGCUCUGCUUUCGGGAUCUCCGAUCUAAACUAUUUUCUGUUAUCUUCGGGAUUGGGUUUGGAUGAGACUUGAGGGAGAGUGUCUGUGAGAGAUUUUACUUCAUUUGCUCGUGAGUCGAGAGUCUCGUGACCCAACAAUUAAAAUAGAGGGAAGGAAGAAUUUGUGUUGGCCUCUUAACUGUGUUGUGUUGGGUGGGUGAUUGAGAGGAUUUUGUUUAUGUGGAUAGAAAUAGCUUGAGCUGUUUCUUCUCGAAAAUUUAAUGGCGUCCAUCCCCUGUUCUAUUCAACUUAUCCUUCCUUCAACCGUUUAUACUUCUUCUUCUUCUUCUUCUGGGUCGUCUUCUUUUUCUUCUUUCUCCAAGUUAACUUCUCAGUUUCUGGGUAUUCGAAAGAAGCUAGGAUGGUUCAGAGCUUCAAGAAUUUCAUCCAAAAUCGGACCCAGUACUGGUUCCAGAGCAAAAUGUUGGUUCAAGUUCGGAAAGAAUGGUGUUGAUGCUGAAGGUGCUGGUAUUUAUGGUAGCCAAUCCCGUGAAGAUUUCGAUCGCGACGAUGUCGAACAGUAUUUCAAUUACAUGGGAAUGCUUGCAGUUGAGGGUACUUAUGAAAAGAUGGAGGCCCUUUUAAGCCAAAACAUUCACCCUGUAGACAUCUUAUUGAUGAUGGCUGCCUCAGAGGGGGACAAACCAAAAAUUGAGGAACUGCUGAGAGCAGGAGCUAGUUACACUGUCAAAGAUGCCGAUGGAAGGACCGCGGUUGAUAGAGCAGUCAGUGAUGAAAUCAAGGAAUUAAUCCUUGGUUUUUCAGUUCAGAAGACAUGAUUAAAGAUUUUUUUGUUUUUUUGUUUUGGAUUUAAGAGAUCCCCUUUUUUCCUUUAGAUUUCCCUUAUUUCUUGCUUUGGGAUUGUCAUUUAUUUAUGUUUCCUUAGAUGUAAUUAAAUUUUACGAAGGGCAAAGAACUGAAAUAGCUAUAGGAAGUACUAUCUACUUCUGUGUGUUUGGACUGCUCUCUUGUUUUUUCGAUUUGAAUGUUCUCUAGCAAAUCAACUCUUUCCCAACAGAUUUUGAAAUGAUAGAGAAAAAAACAGGAGAUAACUAAAUUUGCA